Molecule: messenger RNA, 441 nt
Organism: Mucor velutinosus
Lineage: Eukaryota; Fungi; Mucoromycota; Mucoromycetes; Mucorales; Mucoraceae
Exons: 1
Coding region: 1-441 (146 amino acids)
Molecular function (GO): acyltransferase activity, transferring groups other than amino-acyl groups
Source: RefSeq, a predicted model, not a curated record
AUGGUUCACAUUGAACAGAUUACCAGGAACACCAUGACCAAUGACAGGCUGAACCAGCUGUUGCAUGUGCUAAAGCAACUUUCGAGUUCUGUAACAGAGCAAUCCACCAGGCUGGCGGUUUCAUCCAGCCAGAAUCACGUCCUUGUGGCUGUAGAUGAGAAGGGUACCAUUGUAGGGACAACGACGGUGGCAUAUUUGUAUUGUGUUACUGGCACUCGGGUGCAUAUCGAAGACGUGGUUGUGGAUUCGGAUCACCGGGGUAAAGGUAUAGCGCAGGCAUUAAUAAAUGAAGCCAUCCAGCGUGCGAAAAAGUUGCAAGCCAAAACCAUUGAUCUCACCAGCCGACCUGAACGAGAAGCAGCCAAUAGACUCUACAUGAAACUGGGAUUUGUAAAGAGAGAUACCAACGUAUAUCGAUUUGUUGCACCAAUCACUGAAUAA